Boleophthalmus pectinirostris (great blue-spotted mudskipper) is the source of this 971-nucleotide messenger RNA. RefSeq names its product FA core complex associated protein 24 (gene faap24). Gene Ontology annotation, molecular function: chromatin binding. NCBI's taxonomy places the organism in Eukaryota, Metazoa, Chordata, Actinopteri, Gobiiformes, Gobiidae. Gene Ontology annotation, biological process: interstrand cross-link repair. The coding region runs from base 169 to 810 and encodes 213 amino acids. Gene Ontology annotation, cellular component: Fanconi anaemia nuclear complex. The record is from RefSeq and is a predicted model, not a curated record. The transcript has 4 exons.
GCAGGAAGUGUGCUUGUUUUGUUCUUUGAGGGAAAAACAAAAAGCCGGCUCCAGUUUUACUCUCAAAGUUUCGCUGCUUUUGAAUAACAUUAAGUCGCGUUACAUCCAGCACUUUUGAUGUUGUUGAAAUAAAAAUAACUUUGCUUUUAACGGGCACUGUUCAUUUUCAUGGAAAGCAAAGCGUCUGCUGUGCUGAAUGCUGUUCCCCCUUAUGGACAUAUCAUUGCCUGUGAGAAAUGGAGAAACUGUCCUCUUAUUCAAAGUCUAAAAAGUGGAGGAGUAAAAAUCCUCUUUGAAAGUGAGCUUGGAGUGGCAGAUUUCCACCUGCCCAAUAAAACCUGCAUCCUUUAUGUCUCAGAAAGUGACAUUAUUGCAGGAAGCAGCUAUAAACGAAAGCUGGUUCGCUAUAGAAAUGCUGGCAGCAGCUUCCAGGGGUUGGUCUUGGUGGAAAACACUAGGCUGAGUGAGCAGUACUUUAUAGCUGUGCAGAAGUUUGUGGUGUUUGACCUUGGCCUAACACUUCUGCCUGUCAACGGCCAGACAGAAGCCUCCCAGCUUAUCGCUCAAAUUGUUCAUGGAGAGAGCCGAGAAAACCCCUUCAGAAGGAAGUGCGCGUCACGGCUGAUGGACCUGCAGGUUUUGUCCAUGGUGCAGAUCAUCCCUGGGGUGGGCAGGGUCAAAGCUCUGGCUUUGCUCCAGCACUUCCCCAGCAUCCAUCGGCUUUGCAAUGCACCCCUGGCAGAUCUGGAGGCUAUUGUGGGUCAAACAGCUGCUCAACAUAUCCACAGCUUUUUCCUAAAACCCACAUAGUCUGUUAAUACUCUCUGUAAAUGCCUGUUAUCAUUUGCAACUAUAUUGUCUUUUUGUGAAACUAACAUUGUACUAUUUAAUAUUUAGCAACAUGGUUGUUUUGCUAUGUCGGCUGUUUGGAAUGAAAAAAAGGACCUUUAUGCAGUGUGUUGCUCACUAAA